AUGCCAAGUAUGCUGCCAAAAAGGACGGAAAGAAUAAGAAUCCAACAAAAAGAUAAGCAACAACACGGUGCAAAUACUAAGAAAUAUGACUCCACGACUAACUCUGCUAUCGAAACAAUUGCGAGAAAUGCAGUAACUGAAUUAGGUGCAAGCUAUAACAUGUCACUAGAAAAAACAAACGAAAUUAUAGAGAUGGAAGAAGAAGCAGUAGGACCGUUAAAGCUUUCUUUAAAAAAUUCUUUGGGGGAAAUAUCUAAUAUUUUUGGCCAAUACAAUGAUGAUCAACUAGAAGAAAUAUCAAUUCCGGAAGAUGAAUCUUUCAAUGAAGACAUUGUAGCCGCUAGUAGCUCUUAUAAUGAUAUAGACAACAUUGACACUAAUACAACCACAUUUGAUAACACAGAGAACAACAUUGACACUAAUACGACCACAUUUGAUAAUACAGAGAACAACAUUGACACUAAUACAACCACAUUUGAUAACACAGAGAACAACAUUGGUGAAAGGAGAAGAACUAAACGUCGCUAUAGGGAAGCUAUUAAAGGAAUAACUAAGCCAGCCAUCAGGAGACUUGCACACUCUCGUAAUAUAUUGAAAAAAUUCCUCAAAACUGUGAUUAAAGACGUGGUUGUGUAUACAGAACACGCAAAUCGAAGCACAGUCACGCUAUUAGAUGUUGGUAAGUUAUAG
Messenger RNA from Entrophospora sp. SA101, 690 nucleotides. The record is from the annotation of a GenBank genome assembly. NCBI's taxonomy places the organism in Eukaryota, Fungi, Glomeromycota, Glomeromycetes, Entrophosporales, Entrophosporaceae.